UCUCAUCUCGUCAACCCUAGGUAAACGACGAUGGUGGUGCACGGCAGAGACCGCCUGAGCGCCCUCCCGGACAAGGCGCUCGCGGGCAUCCUCUCCCACCUCGAGUCCAACGAGGCGGCGCGCGCCUCCGUGCUCUCCAGCCGGUGGCGCCUCGUCUCUGCCGCCGUUCCCGUCGUGGACCUCGUCGACGGCAAGAUCCGCCCUCGGCGCAACGGCAAGCCGGUUUGCUUCGACACGCAGGUGACGGGCGCGAUCAUGUCCAAGGCCCCGGCGACGCCGAUCCGCGUCUUCCGGAUCCGCGCGCUCAAUGCGCCGCCUGACUUGCUCGUCCAGUGGAUCGUCAUCGCCGCCUCCUCCGGCGCCGAGGAGGUCGACGUCGAGCUACGGUACCGGCAUUACUCCAACCGCACGCUCUGCCCCUUCGGCCGAUCCGAGAAGGCCUCGGCCGACUUCGACCGCGAUGUCAGGGGCAGGUUCUACCGGACGCCGCGCCAGCUGUUCCGGUGCGGCACGCUCCGCCGCCUGCGCCUCACCAACUGGACGCUCGACCCGCCCCGGGGAGGCGUCGUCGUGGCGUCGCUGGAGACGCUCUACCUCAGGCGGAUCAUGGCGCCGGACGGGGCGCUGCAGCAGCUGCUCUCGAGCUGCCCGCGGCUCGCCGACCUCACGCUGGAGGAGUGCCCGACCGCCACGGAGGUGACGGUGACCAGCGCCCAACUGCGGAGCUUCGCCUUGGUCUGCUGCCACAACGCCAGGCGCGUGGUGCUGCACACCCGGCGCCUGCGGUCGCUGCAGUACAAAGGCAGCCUUCCUCGAGAUUCCUCUCUAUUCUCGAUCGCAAACUACGCCGAGCUGACGGCGGUAACCAUCGAUCUCUGCGAGGACCUCACCGGCAAAGAGAAAAAGGAAGCUGCUCCACUCACGGAGCUCAUCGGCCGGUGCACGAAGCUGUCCUACCUCCACCUCGCCCUGCGCCCAUCAAUGGCACACUUCAGCAGCGAGUUCAUAGCCGUGACCCGCCAUCUCAGGCAGCUGGUCCUCGAGGGGUUCCUGGGCGCCGACCAUGUCGUCAAGUCCGUCGCGGUCCUGCUCGCCAACACCAAGAACCUCGAAGUGUUGACCCUGGUUCCUGAGGUACCCCAGCCGCCAAAGAAGAAGAAACCUUACUACUACUCUGACGACGAGGAGUCAGAAUCGGAAGCUGAACCGGGGAACUGCGUGGACGAGAACCUCGACUAUAGCUCGCUGACCAAGAGCCUGUGGCGGAUGAGCAUCCCCUGCUUGGGCCGUAGCCUGAAAAGGAUCACCAUUGCCAAGUACAGUGGACAUGCCCUCGACAGGAUACUUGCAAAGUUUCUGCUUUCCAAAGCCACUGCUUUGCAGGAUUUCUCGGUGACCUUAUCUGAUAAACUCUCCCCACAGAUGGAGGAGAUUGUACGGGAGUUCAGAUCCUGGCGUUUCAAUCGCCGCACCACAGUAACUUGUAACUAGAUGGAAACACAAAACUUAUGCUGUUGCUUUGUUAUUUCUCCGUAAAAUUCAGUUCUUACAGAGUCGAAACUGAAUCUGAUAGUUGUAAGGUCAUCGAAAUUUUAUUUCCCGUGAUUCUACAUGAGUUGCAAA
Lolium perenne is the source of this 1623-nucleotide messenger RNA. Its product is annotated as FBD-associated F-box protein At4g10400-like. NCBI's taxonomy places the organism in Eukaryota, Viridiplantae, Streptophyta, Magnoliopsida, Poales, Poaceae. Gene Ontology annotation, molecular function: protein binding. The record is from RefSeq and is a predicted model, not a curated record.